Messenger RNA from Mycena indigotica, 1518 nucleotides. RefSeq lists its product as uncharacterized. The transcript has 5 exons. Bases 1 to 1518 code for a protein of 505 amino acids. Lineage: Eukaryota; Fungi; Basidiomycota; Agaricomycetes; Agaricales; Mycenaceae. The record is from RefSeq and is a predicted model, not a curated record.
AUGGCGGAAACGGUAGUCCUCGACGUGGAAAAGACGGAAGAGGAGGACGUCCAGCUCGACGUCGGCGCUGUUUCGUCUGCACCUGAGCAAGAGGCAGAGGCCGACGAGCUUGACCCCGAUCCCGAGCCCACGGCGGAUGUCAACACGGACCACCCCGAAGUUCCCGACGCUACGGUCCCUAACAAGCCCCGCAAGCCGCAAAAGCAGACCGGCGCCCGCCUCGGCCGCCCACCCGCCCGCGCCCGCGGCUCUCCUGUGUCGGAAGACGUCCGUCUCGUCGCGGGGCUGGACCGCGCGGACCGCGCACUGUGCCGCAUCCUGCGGAACAAACACAACUGGUCGCUGAACGACAUCGCGGACGACGUGUUCGGCAUGAAGCGCGGGAGCACCGCGUCACUCUGGCGUAUCCAGCGCAAUGAGCUCGGCCUCAACCCGGACGACGUGAGCAGGGAUGAGGCGCUGGUGGAUCGCGAGAGGCUGGCGGCAUUGGUGGGCGGGGACCAAGGGAAUGGCGCGGGCGAUGAAGAGGAAAGUAGCGAGGAAGAGGAGUAUGAGCUGAAGCAGAGCCUGACCGCAACAAGGAAGCGGGCACGCACGCCGGCGAAACGGAAGCCUGGGCGGAGGAGGUUCAUUGGGCGGCCAGACAAACGAGUCAGGACUAGGAAAGAGGCAACGUCAGAGCCUGUGAAGACAACCGCCCGGAAAUUCAAUACGCGAAAAGCCGCAUUGCCUCGGACGGACAUCGUCGACAACGAUGUUGAACUUGAAGAAAUCGAUGCGCCAAAUAACGCUGUCCGUUCUGCCAACAUUGGUCCGACUCAAAAGCUGGACGGACCCAGCACCCGCGCGUCCGGAAGCGUCAUGCAGCCUGCCCUCAACCUAGAACAAGCGCGCAAAAAACUGCAGACUGCGCCGGUGCGCCCGGCUCCAAGGCCUCUUAAUCGGAACCCGUUGCUGUCAAAGACAAAAGUGCCAGAAGUGCCUGCUGCGAAUGCACCCGUCCGGAACGUGAAUGAGAAGAAGAAAGAGAAAGAAAAGGAUGUGUCUGCUACGUCUGUCAACAACACCAACACCGAAUUUGAAGAGCAUCAAAUCGUCUCCGCCCCUCCCGCUCCAGCGCCAGUUCAGCCCCCAAACCCACCCGCAAUCGCAAACGAAUCUCCCAUACCGCCGGGCCCAGUCUCCCCCGACCUGACCGCCUUCCUCUCCCAGCUCUCCCUCGACCUCUCCGCACACACAGCGCUUUUCGCAGAAUACGACCUGACGUCCCUCGCCGCCGUGCGCCAUCUGUACAAGUUCGCGCCCAACGACCGUCGACAGGCGCUCCAGCGCAUGUUCUGGGACCCGUGGCACCGCCCCAGCGCCGACGAGGAGGACGAGGAGGAGGACCCGCGGGCGGCGGUAAUCAGAAAGCACGCGGGGCUCACGUGGCUCGAGGUCACCGCGCUCGAUCAGGGCGUCGCGGCGCUUGCGAAGCGCGAGAAAAACUUGAAUGUUAGUGCCGGUAGUCGCGUUUGA